Molecule: messenger RNA, 3261 nt
Organism: Serendipita indica DSM 11827
Lineage: Eukaryota; Fungi; Basidiomycota; Agaricomycetes; Sebacinales; Serendipitaceae
Source: the annotation of a GenBank genome assembly
AUGGCUUCUAUCGCAGCCACGACCUCGCCUGGAACUUCAGAGGUCACUUCGGCCUCUAGCGAUCCUCCAGGGCCCUCAAAUAAAUCUGAAGAAACAUCUCUGUAUCUUCCAUUAUCAAUGCGCAAGCAAUACGUCCUUGCGUCCACCCAAACCGAUCCGCCAGCCUCUUCUGACCAGCAAGAACCGGCUGUGGCCUCUUCAUCGACUACUACCACUCCCUUGCUCGCCGCAUCUCUUCGAAGAGCUGGCUCUCGUCCCCUUCUCCGACGCCAGGGCUCCAGCGCGCGACGGACCGGGCCUACGACACCGCCGCUCCAUCAGCUGCUGCUCGCCAACGGCACACUGAGCACAAUCUCAAUCCUCUCCUCGCCCGCCCUCACCUCUAACGGUACUUCUCCUCGCUCCAGCGCAUCGCUCGAUAGCCUCGUGGACGACGGCUCGGUCACUUUAUCUGCUGAUGAGCAAAUAAAGCCCAAAGAACUCGUCACAAUGCUCGCAGAAGAAAAUGAGGAGCUUUACCUCGACAAUCUCGAGUUCAAGGAGCUCUUGGACGCUCGCCAGCAGGCCCUCGUGCGUGCUCAGGCAGACCUCAAGGAGUCCAAGGCGAGCAUCGCUGGACUCGAGAAAAAGCUGCAAAGAAAACAAGAAAAAUAUCAAUUGGCCAAAUCCGAGUUGUACGAAUCGUACAGACGAUACGACUCGGUCAAGUAUGUCAGCAGCAUUUUUUGCAGCAGCUUCAAGACACAUCGGCUAUUGGCCGAGGAGCGUGAAAAGGCAAACGAGGAGCUCCGUCGCCGUAAUGACGAGCUCUUGGUGCUCCUCGAAGAAAUGACGCGCGACAAGGACGUUGUCUCUGCGGACAAGGCCCAGCUGCUAGCGGAAAAGGAGGAGUUGUUGGCAGAAAAGGACAAGCUGCAGAAGGAAAAGGAGCAAUUGCAGUUGGAACGCGAACAAGCCCAGGCAGAAAGCGAGCGACUCCAGUCUGAAAAGGAGGAGCUCAAGACCUCGCAUGCCAAAACCGUUGAGGAGCUGCAUGCCGAGGUUGAUGCCCUUCGUGCAAACAUCAAGCUUAUUGAGCGCAAGAACGCUCAGAUGCUCGACAAAAACGCCUUUUUAACUCUUCAGAUUGACGAGCUGGAAACUCGCCUGGACGAGCGAAGCAGUCAAAUGGAGGGUCUAGAGGCCCGUAACGAGGAGCUCUGCGACACGAUUCGUCUUAUGCAAGAACGAGAAGAAGAAUUGGAAAAUAAGGUUGAAGAGGCGCGAGCCGACUUUCAUGAAGUCCAGGGUGUGCUCGAGGACCUCGAAGCCGCAUAUUUGCAACUCAAGACCACUGGACGAUCCAAUAGCUACGUGCCCGAUGACCGUAGCGAACGUGCCAGUAUCACGAGCGAAGACAUGGACGUAGCCGCCCUCGAAGAUGCUGCCAACGCCGUCAACGAGCAUGGUGAACAUGUCGAACACGAGCGACACCACCGUUCCUAUGAGCGCCCUUCGUCCACCGUUCCUGAAAUUGACACCAGCGAUCCCGCUGCGGUUGCCGCCCAGAUCAAGCGUCUUGAGCGACUUAUCGACGAGUACCACGAUUGCAUCAGCUCCCUCCGCCACGAACGUGCCAAGCUCUCGGAUAGGGCGUUGGAGAUUGAGGACAUGGAACGCGAUCUCCAGGGCCGCCUUGACAAGUAUCGAGAGAUCCAAAUCGACUUUAGGGAGCGCGAAAACGACUUUUAUGCCGGUUGCGAGAUUCGCGAAAAGGAGUUCCUCGACCUCAGCGACGAGUAUGAGCAGUGGCGCCUCGAUUGCGAGGUCCGCGAGCUCAAGGUUGAAGAAGAGCGCAUCGAGGUCUGGCGGUUCCGCCGCGAGCUUGAGAGGCGUCUGGAGCGCGUUAUUCACCGCGAGGCACUCGUUCGCAAGCGCGAAGGCGAAGUCCGCUGGCGCUUGAUGUGCCUCGAUGGCGCAUUUGCGAAUGCUGAAGGUUGCUGGCGCUGCAUCCCACAACCGCCCGAGCUUUUCCCUCCAACUCCCGAGCUGGACAUGAAGCACAUUGAGGAUGAAGUCGAAGAAUUUGCUGCAGAGCAAGAGCUCCUGCGCCAAGAGGCCCUCCGCGUCGCUGAAGAGACGGGCAAUCCUCCCGUUCAACCGGAGUGCUCGCUCGUCCCUAUUCGUGGUCUCAACCGCGAGCAAGCAGAAGAGAGGCUGCGCGAACUCGUCGAGGACGAUGUUGAUGAACGUUACCUUCGUGAAGAACUCGAUGCACCGUUCGAGUUUGACACUCACGAGGCCGUUCGCCGAUAUAUUGAGGAGCAGGAGCAGUAUGAGCGCGAUUAUAGGAUGGACGAGUUUAUCGAUUUCCAAGCGGAGGAACCCGAGCUGCAACAAGCUGCCGCCGAAUUUGACGAAAUCGUCCACGCAAAGGUGGACGAGUUGAUGCGCCAGGCCGACGAGAAGCGUCGCCAGGUAAAGGAAGCAAAGGAGCGAAAAGAGAUUAAGGAGGCUCGUGAAGGCGAGAUUCCAGGCGUGUAUGACCCUGCAUUGGCCAAACUCAAUAACGACGGAUUACAUGGAUUGGGGCUCGUUAUGAACCCAGAACAAGCUCCGGAAAGCGAAGACGCUACCCACGAUCCCUCUGCCCUCAGCUCUGCCUUUACGUUUUCGUGCCCAAAGGCGAGCACUUCGACUGCCGGCGCCGAGACUUCCUCGUCCACGACGCACGCCCUCGCGACUGAUGUCGCCACGUAUGCCCGUGAGGAAAGUCAAGGUGCCGAUGCUGUUGAAGGAGGUGCAGAGGAACUCACAACCUCGUGGGAGGACGUCACUCGCGAUACGGAGGCCUCUGGAGUUCCUGUCAACCCGGAUUGUAUCACAACUUCUCAAGAGGGAUUCAAGAACAAAAACAAAGGAAGUGGCCCACGACUGAAGUACAUCAUCUUCACGGUCAACAACACCAAAACCGAGAUCGUGGUCGAAAAGACGUCGACUGACUCGACGUACGAGAACUUCCUCAACGACCUCCCAGAGAAUGAGCCCCGAUGGGCACUUUACGAUUUUGAGUACGACCUUGGGGAUGCCGGAAAGCGCAGCAAGAUUGUGUUCAUAGCCUGGUCUCCUGACUCGGCGACUGGACGACAGAAGAUGCUAUUUUCGUCUUCCAAGGCCGCGCUCCGUGAUAGCUUGAAAGGAAUUAUCAAUGCAGACAUCCAGGCUACCGAUUUAGACGAAGUUUCGGAAGCAGCGCUCCUUCAGAAGCUCCCGAGGACGUAA